CAACACGGCUGCGCGAGCGGGGCGUGCCCCGGAAGCAGUUCUUUGGCCUGUGACACGUAGCAACGGGUGCCUCUUCAGGGUCCCAAGCGGAGUUCGGGCGAUUAUCUGGCGCCGCGGGAGCUUCUGCCGCCGCCUGGGCGUUUGAUCGUUUGCAAUGUCAGGCUUUGAUAACUUAAACACGGAUUUCUACCAGACAAGUUACAGCAUCGACGACCAGUCACAGCAGUCCUAUGAUUAUGGAGGAAGUGGAGGACCCUAUAACAAACAGUAUGCUGGCUAUGACUAUUCGCAACAAGGUCGCUAUGUCCCUCCAGAAAUGAUACAGCCACAACAGCCAUACACCGGGCAGAUUUUCCAGCCAACUCAGACCUUUACUCCGACCACACCGCAGCCGUUCUAUGGAAACAGCUUUGAGGAUGAGCCGCCUUUAUUGGAAGAAUUAGGUAUCAAUUUUGACCACAUCUGGCAAAAAACACUAACAGUGUUACAUCCAUUAAAAGUAGCAGAUGGCAGCAUCAUGAAUGAGACUGAUUUGGCAGGACCCAUGGUUUUUUGCCUUGCCUUUGGAGCCACAUUAUUACUGGCUGGCAAAAUCCAGUUUGGCUAUGUAUAUGGGAUCAGUGCAAUUGGAUGUCUAGGAAUGUUUUGUUUAUUAAACUUAAUGAGUAUGACGGGUGUUUCAUUUGGUUGUGUGGCAAGUGUCCUUGGAUAUUGUCUUCUUCCCAUGAUCCUGCUUUCCAGCUUUGCAGUGAUAUUUUCUUUGCAAGGAAUGGUAGGAAUCAUUCUCACUGCUGGAAUUAUUGGAUGGUGUAGUUUUUCUGCUUCCAAAAUUUUUAUUUCUGCAUUAGCCAUGGAAGGACAGCAACUUCUAGUAGCAUAUCCAUGUGCUUUGUUAUACGGAGUCUUUGCCCUAAUUUCUGUUUUUUGAACUGAAUUUAUCUGGAAUGUGGACAUCAUUGGGCCAAAUACACAAAAAGGACUUCGAACUCUUAAACCGGACCAGCAAACUGCUACAGUGGAACUCUCACGCAGGUCUAACAUUUAACUAUUGAAGCAGUGGAUGUAAACAUGGAUCUUUUGUUCAUUUUUAUAGAACUUUGGAAUACUAGACUGGAUUUACCUGCAGAGUGAUUAGCUUUAAGUGUUUGUGCUUAUACAAAUAAGAAGUGCUAUUUCUUCCCUGUUCCUGCAGCCUUUGAAAAACAACUUUUUUCCUUAAAUUAUAUUAUGGUGUUUUUGAUAGAAUUUUUAUCAACUGUGGGAAACUAACCACAGAGCUGAUAAUCUUUUUUAGAAACAACCCAGUCAUAGUAAAGAAGAUACAAGACUUACUGCAAAAUAUUUUUCCAAAUAAUUAGGAAAGAAAAAUCACCUGUAUUCUCAAGUUGGAUGCACUUCAAGCAAAGAACUAAUCGCAAUAUAGAGUUCAUGAGUUUGCACUUCAAAAAUUUGACAUUCCUUUCAGUUAUCUCAUGGAAGUUUUGCUAAAAUUCAACGAUAUGGAAGUUCAGAGUCUGCCUUAUUGUAGACGUGCAAUGUAACCACCUGUUUAGAUAUUAGCAUUAACUAGACCAUAGUGACGUAGACUGGCCACAGUAAUGCUUAUAGUUGGAUCUCCAUGUUUCCCAGGAAAAAGAAAAUCGCUAACCUUUUUUGAAAAAAAUAUUUAAAAUGUCACAGUUUCAGUAUUGCAGUUAUCAAUGUAAAGUGCAUUUGAUGCUUAUUAAAAUUUUCCCAAUGAAUUUUAA
Myotis daubentonii (Daubenton's bat) is the source of this 1748-nucleotide messenger RNA. It is a transcript of the gene YIPF5, whose product is annotated as Yip1 domain family member 5. Gene Ontology annotation, biological process: regulation of ER to Golgi vesicle-mediated transport; vesicle fusion with Golgi apparatus; endoplasmic reticulum to Golgi vesicle-mediated transport. The record is from RefSeq and is a predicted model, not a curated record. NCBI's taxonomy places the organism in Eukaryota, Metazoa, Chordata, Mammalia, Chiroptera, Vespertilionidae. Gene Ontology annotation, cellular component: trans-Golgi network; membrane.